Hipposideros armiger (great roundleaf bat) is the source of this 1123-nucleotide messenger RNA. It is a transcript of the gene TMEM218, whose product is annotated as transmembrane protein 218. The record is from RefSeq and is a predicted model, not a curated record. The transcript has 4 exons. Bases 336 to 755 code for a protein of 139 amino acids. NCBI's taxonomy places the organism in Eukaryota, Metazoa, Chordata, Mammalia, Chiroptera, Hipposideridae.
GCCGCGGCGGGCGUGGGCAAAUGACGGGCGGGAGUUGAAAGAGCGGCGCUGAUUAGUGAAUCUAGGACCGCCUAGAUGAAAGCCCACUUGUGAUUCGUCCUGAGUAGACCAAAGCCUUCGUGGGGCUGGAACCCGCCGAACUGCAAGGUUUGGAAGAGCUGUAAAGGAAAAUGAAUAGGAAUUCCCCAGAAGUUACUUUGCUCUUCUAACCCAGUGUUUUCUGCUGUCUUCAUGGGCUUGAGUCUGGGAAAACCCAGGAGUGGAUGAGAUACCUAUCCCCCACCACUGUCACACUAGGGCCAUGUUACCCUACAUGAAAUCCACCUAUAUACCGGAUGAUGGCUGGCACUGUGCUCGGAGUGGGUGCCGGCGUGUUCAUCUUAGCCCUGCUGUGGGUGUUGGUGCUGCUGCUGUGUGUGCUGUUGUCCAGAGCCUCCGGGGUAGCCAGGUUCUCUGUCAUGUUUGUGUUUCUUGGGGCUCUAAUCAUCACAUCCGUCCUGCUGCUCUUCCCCCGAGCCAGUGAAAGCCCAGCCCCCGAGGUGGAAGUGAAGGUAAAACUGUUGGUUUUAUUUUGCCUCCUGAGCUGUAACUCUUGUUUGUCUUGGUCUAAACCUUGCUCCUGCCCUGCGGUGUCCCCGGUGUCAGGUUGGCUGAACCGUGCUGGAAGAUUUGUAAAGUUGAAGCAAGGAUGGGGAAAGUUCAGGAGCAGGUUUGAAUUCCCCACCCCGUCACCCAGGAAGAGAAUCUUAUUCUGACUCCUGUUUGCAUCAAGUUGAACAAGCAGUGUGUCCAAAAGCCAUCUCAUAUGUACGACGGGGCAGAGACAGGGAAAAUGGGUUCAGAAUAGGAAUAGGCCUAGUCCUGGCAUCAAAGCGUGCCCAUUCCCGGUGGCCUGGGCUCAGAAACUCGGAUCCUGGGCCUGCAUUUCUGCAGUGCCCUCAGGUGCUGAGCGGCAUGCUUUUCUCACUCCCUGUGUUUGGAAUUUUCCACUUGUGAUGUGAAGAGAAUACUUUUCACAGAGAACAGCAAUGAGGAAAGGAGAACUUUUUUUUUUGAAAGCAGAAGCUGUGCAGAUAGAUGAAUUCAAUACUCACAGUCUUAUGGGAGUUCCUUUGGUCCUCAU